This is a messenger RNA of Phragmites australis (common reed), 1585 nucleotides long. RefSeq names its product pectate lyase-like. The record is from RefSeq and is a predicted model, not a curated record. Bases 1 to 1335 code for a protein of 444 amino acids. Gene Ontology annotation, molecular function: pectate lyase activity. The transcript is spliced from 4 exons. Lineage: Eukaryota; Viridiplantae; Streptophyta; Magnoliopsida; Poales; Poaceae.
AUGGAGGGGCUUCGGUGCAGCCGGCGCCCCGGCUCCUUUGUCCUCGUCGCAGUAGCGUUCCUGGCGGCGGCCGUCGUGUCGAGCGGCAACAUCGGUGAGUUCGACGAGCACUGGCAGAGGCGCAUGGAAGAGGCCGAGGCGUCGGCGAGGGAGACGUACAAGCACAACCCCUUCAACGUCACCAACAGCUUGAACCACGCCGUCCACAGAUCGCUGGCUAGGGUGAGCAGCCCGCGGCGUGGGCUGGGGGCGAAGAAGAACAAGUUCGCGGGUCCGUGCCGGGCGACGAACCCGAUCGACCGGUGCUGGCGCUGCCGCAAGGACUGGGCGACGGACCGCAUGCGUCUCGCCCGCUGCGCCAAGGGCUUCGGCCACGGGGCCACCGGCGGCCUCCGCGGCAAGAUCUACCUCGUAACCGACCCGACCGACGACGACGUGGUAAACCCGCGGCCCGGCACGCUCCGGUGGGGCGCCAUCCAGACGGAGCCGCUCUGGAUCACCUUCGCGCGGUCCAUGAUCAUCAAGCUCUCGCAGGAGCUCCUCGUCAGCAGCGACAAGACCAUCGACGGCCGCGGCGCGCAGGUGCACAUCGCCAACGGCGCCGGGAUCACGGUGCAGUUCGCGCGCAACGUCAUCAUCCACAACCUCCACAUCCACGACGUCAAGCACAGCCUCGGCGGGCUCAUGCGGGACUCGCCGACACACCUGGGCCCCCGAACGCGGGCCGACGGCGACGCCAUCUCCCUCUUCGGCGCCACCAACGUGUGGAUCGACCAUAUCUCCAUGUCCAACUGCGAGGACGGACUCGUCGACGUCGUGCAGAGCUCCACGGGCAUCACCAUCUCCAACUGCCACCUCACGAACCACAACGAUGUCAUGCUCUUCGGCGCCAGCGACUCGUACCCGCAGGACCAAGUCAUGCAGAUCACCGUCGCCUUCAACCACUUCGGCAGGGGGCUAGUACAGAGGAUGCCAAGGUGCCGAUGGGGCUUCUUCCACGUCGUGAACAAUGACUACACGCACUGGCUCAUGUAUGCCAUCGGCGGCAGCAACAACCCCACCAUCAUCAGCCAGGGCAACCGCUAUAUUGCGCCACCCAACAUCGCCGCCAAAGUGAUCACGAAGCACUACGCGGAGGAGCCAGUGUGGAAGAGCUGGGUUUGGCACUCGGAGGGCGACCUGCUCAUGAACGGCGCCAUCUUUAUGCCGUCCGGCGGCCCUGUCCCAAGGAAGAUCAAGGAGGACGACUGGAUCAAACCCAAGCCGGGGUCCUACGUCAAGAGGCUCACUCGCUUCGCCGGUACCUUAUCGUGCAGACCAGGCAAGCCGUGCUGACCGCCGGGCGCCAGGGCUCUAGGAGGAACAUCAGCCGCCAUUGCCGGCCAGGUCGGGAGAUAGAAGUUAAAGCAUGUUGCUAUGUGUUUCCUGCGACGAGGGGUGGGAUCCUGAUGGAAGAAAGCAAGGACAUGCACAUAGUAAUGGAGGGUUGCAAGGACAUUGCCUUUUUUUCUCUUGUAGAAUUGGUACAGUAUUGUUUGAUUAUUUUCAGAUGAGAUAGGAAUUGUCUCUAUUCCAGGUGUAUCUA